Molecule: messenger RNA, 1326 nt
Organism: Thecamonas trahens ATCC 50062
Lineage: Eukaryota; Apusomonadida; Apusomonadidae
Product: UBX domain-containing protein 11
Exons: 2
Coding region: 1-1326 (441 amino acids)
Biological process (GO): proteasome-mediated ubiquitin-dependent protein catabolic process
Molecular function (GO): ubiquitin binding
Source: RefSeq, a predicted model, not a curated record
AUGCGUGACUUGGCUCUGGAUCCGCCGCCGAGGUCGGUCAAGCCGGUCUUUGAGCAAGAAGUUGCUGCUGCUGGUGCUGCUGCUGGAGAGGGCGAUGGUGGCUCUGACCAAGGAAUGCCCUCCGAUUUGAAUCCGAGCCAUAUUGUAGCGUCGGAGAAGACUCGCUUGGCCAGCGGAUCGCGGGUCGGUCCGGCUUCCAUGUCUGCCACGGACUCGGGCCUGGUCUCCGUCGUUGUCUCGCGGCUUACAAGGGUCGAGGCGCAAAACGCUGAGCUGAAGGACAAGCUGUGUGAAAAGGAUGCUGCCAUCGCUGUCCUGAGGCGGAAGAUUGCCGAGCUAGAGGCGGGCGCUGCUGCUGCUGAUGGCCAGAGCUCGCUCAUUGCUGGGCUGCAGGACGAGAACGCCCGGCUCCGCAAGCACAUCUCUGAGAUCGAUGGCUUUCUCGCCGACUAUGGCCUCAUCUGGGUCGGCGACGGUUCCGACAGUGACGACGACGACGACGUCAGCGUCGACGACAGCAACGACAUAGAGCCUGGCAACGAGGGAGGUGAUCACACCGGCGGCGAGGCUACGCCCCCUCCGGUCGUCUUUCCGUUCGACCUCACGGUUCUUCUUGCCCGGUUCAAGCACCUCAACUACGUGGCCGGCGACGGAACGGCCGAGGUUGUGGCGAGCAGCGAGCACUCCCGCGGCGGCCGGCUUGCUCAGGUUCAGGCCAUCGACGUUACGCUCUAUGCCAACGGCCUGAUCAUGGCGCGAUCGGGGACGCCGGCCGACGAUAUCUUCCGCUCGUUUGCGCCGCAUCCAGAGACCGGCGUCUCGACAGCUUACGACUUUCUGGCCGACGUCUUUGACGGCUACUUUCCGUCGGAGCUCCAAGAGCGCUACCCAGAUGGUGUGCCGUUUGACGUCACGCCGCGGACAACCGAGGUCUUUACGCCCAAGCUCGAGGUUGCUCCCUUCUCUGGCGCUGGCCGCUCGGCCGACGGCUCUGUUGUCGUCAGCGGACAGAACGGCGUGGGAAGCCGAGCUGCGGACCGCCAAGUCGGCGCCGCCGAGUUCCUUGCCCGCCUCCCGGAGCGCGUUGUCCGCGACGGCAAGGUCCACGCCGUCCGAUCGGACGUCGCCCAACUGCUGCAGGUCGGCGGGAGCGGCAAGCCCGGGUCGCCGUCGGACGUCAUUGUCGUCCCCACUUUAAUCCUCAAAGAGCUUGAGGUGGCUAACGCCAACGUGCCGUCGUCCGCCACCGCCCGCCCCAGCUCGGCCAAGGCCAUCACCACGCUGCGGGUCAAGUCGCCACGGCGACACGCUCAACACUGUAUUUGA